AGCGCUGGCUGGAAAUGUUAAUCCACNCAUCGCCUGCAUUCGCGACAAGGACCUAUACUCGUCGUCAAGCGCUCGGUCUGCCACNNAACCACUCCUCACACCCUUUCGCAAUGUCUGUCCCGAGCAGGAUCUUCUCGCAGGGCUUGCACAUGCGCCAGUCGACCCUACCGCCGCCCUUCCUCCUCCCGUCUCUCUUCACCUCUUCAUUCUCGACAACAAGCCCGGCAUCUGCUCGUCGUGACGGCAACAGAAACAGGGGUGUCUCUGCAAUUCGUCGCACUGGUCUUCGCCCUCGCCAGACCCUCUCCGUCAAGCCCGAAGACUUGCCCAAGCCCGUCACCGACAGCAAACAGCGUUCCCAGGUCGAUGUAGAUCCCGAUCACGGCCUAUGGGGCUUCUUCAACCGCGACAGAUAUCCUUUUGCAACCCCCGAUUAUGACAACAGCCACGGCCGAGCAUGGACAAUUGUGGAGUUGAGAGCGAAGGACUUUGAGGACUUGCACAAGUUGUGGUGGGUCUGUGUCCGGGAAAGGAACAGACUCUGUACCGAGAGACAUGAAAGAAAAAAAGCAGAUGCCGGCUACGGUGAUUGGGAGUCUGAAGAGAGAGAAAGCCAGCACGUUCUGACUGAGCGCUGGUACGCUUGGGAAGAUGCUCGCACACUUGCUGAGUCGGACCCCAGCGUCAACCUCUACUCCCAAGAAGGCGAGCCGUCGUACACGCCCGAGAAGGUGGAAUUCAUGGAGUACGAAGAGUCCCAAGAGUUCCAAUCAGCACAGCAAGACGAGCAAUUGCCUCUACCAGACGCUCAAUCACAAGUCAUGCCUGAGCAGGUCAAGGCACAGCAAGAGACGCGGGUG
This is a messenger RNA of Aureobasidium vineae, 860 nucleotides long. Lineage: Eukaryota; Fungi; Ascomycota; Dothideomycetes; Dothideales; Saccotheciaceae. The record is from the annotation of a GenBank genome assembly.